UGAUGAAGCCUAUUCUAUAAGUAUAUUUGUUAGACUAAAUGAUUUUUAACCCUCAGCUCUAUUUCAUCUUAAAGGUUUGAAACUUCGAAGGUAGUGAAAUGUUCUUAAAACAAAUGUGACCGUCGUAACCAUGAGCUACGACAAGGAAGCCGCCGGGGAGGUCAACAAAGCUUUGACAACAAUCUCUGCAAGCUUCUCGUUAUUAGGAACUUUUUUGAUCAUUGCAACAUUUUUAGCAUGGAAGGACUUUAGAUCAAAUUCCAGGCGAAUAUUGGUGUACAUUUCCAUCGCUGAUUUCCACAUAGCGGGAGGAAACUUACUCGGAGUAUGGCUGGUAGACGAGAAUAACAACGCGUGUAAGGCUCAGAGUUUUAUUUCAACAUGUGCUUCGCUUUGGUCGUUUUUUUGGACGGUUUUUCUUGGCAUAUAUAUGUACACUGCUGUGGCGAGACAACGGGGUAACAAAGCUGAUGAAAUGAUGAAAUUUUUCCACAUCAUUGGAUGGGGUCUCCCUCUGGUUAUUGUGAGUGUUGCGCUUGGACUUGGAAAGUUAGGCCAAGAUCAUGUAGAUAGUGCUGGCUGGUGCUGGAUUGACGGGCGUUUGAAGAAAGGAGAGAAAGAAAUAUGGAUGUUAUUCACAGGAAAAGCCUGGGAAAUAACUGCUUAUUUUCUUUGCUCAAUAUUUUACCUGAUGUUAAAGUGUCGAAUUCGCAAGGAGGUAAGUGAAGGUUCUCUUUGUAUUUCUAGGACUGGGAAAGUGUUGUCCAUAAUUUUGGAUUGGGGGUGUGGUCUGCCUCACUGUGCUUAAACUGUCAGGAAAAUUUUUCUGCACCAGACACUUUCCUUUCUGGUGCUCAACAAACCACAUAAAUUAAUUGUGUGUCGUUCUGCAUCUUGAAAAUUUUUAGUAUUUUCUUCUUGUCAUUUCCUAAGUAUCUAUUCACGCACACCAUGAACAUUGACAGGUUACAGUAGAUAUUAAACAUGUUUAAAAAGUUCGACUUUUUUUCUGACAAAGUAAAAUAUAAUGGACAUUUUUUUCUCUCCUCCAGAUAUAUAAUGAGAAAGCGCAGUUUUCAUCUCCUCAGUCAAAGGAAGCUGCCAUAAAAGCCGAAAAAAGAUUGAUGCUAGUUCCAGUCACGUUCAUUUUAAUUCGCAUUUGGGGAACACUUCGCUUCAUCCUUUACACUUUCGCUGGUGUUCACAGUUUGAAUACAACUUACGGAACAGUAUUUCUUUAUCUACAGGUUAGUUUUUUGUGAUGUGCAGCUCAGUGUGACUUUUUUCUCGACUGGUGUGGUGGCCAAUCUUACUAUCUUCUGUGUUCUAAUUUUGUUAAAAUGUCUAUGACGAUCAAAAUCACGAGACACUCAAGAGAAUUGGAUUCCCGUGUGGGUACUCGGCACCCGUGAAGUCCUGUCAGUUUGACCCCAUUACCCGAUUCGCGGAACAUCGAUAAAAAAAACCCCUUUGCCUUUCGGUUUCACAUUAUCUAUCGGAAAUCCAUCCAUCAAUCAAUCAAUGUUGUUAAUUCAUAGUCAACAGCUCAAUAACUUAUUAUUACACCUCACCCAUGAUAAUCAUUUCGUUCUAACUUAAAACAAUGUCGCACAGAGCCCCUCAAAGGAUGGCUGCAAAGGAGAUACUCGAAAGCUAGCAAACUUUUUUGCUAUAAAAAAUUUUACUUGUAUCAGAUGAAUGUGACAAUGUGAACAGCGAAAUGUUUCACUAUCACACUGUCACGCAAACUUGCGGCUACAUGGACUUCGUAUUCAAGAUAAUACAACACAGUACAACUUAUUAGUUACAAUACAUUAGUAUUAGCUACAAUUUAUUAGUUAUGUGUGUGGUCAGAGUUAAGCUCUGUUGCUAAAGUAUAGUCAAGAACGCGCGCUGAAUAUGUCUACUUUCAAUCACAGUUUACGGGGAGAUUUCAGUGGGUCUUGUAAAAAUGUAAGAGGCUGGAAAAUGAAACUUUAGUGGGAUUCCCUAUGAUUCAUGACCCUUAAACUACUGUGACUUGAAUUAAUUGAGCGGAUAUUGCCCAUACUAGGGGGUAGGGGGUAGGGGGAGGGAAUACUCUAGAAAAUUAUAUAGUCGGCCCAGAAGGCCUUUGUUAUUUUCCUGUAUCGUCUUUUGUAAGGUUUUUCAAAGAACUGCUUAGGAAGGAAUGGGUAAAGCGAUUAUUCCAGCAGGAAUAACGUCCAUUGUUUUUUUGUCAUAAAUCAAAUUUCUUUCCUUUCUUUGCUCUAUAGGGAAUUGGUGACAGUAGCCAGGGCUUUGCAAACUUCUUGCUGUUUUGCUUCUUCACUGAAAAAUUCCAAAGUUGUCUAAAUUAUAGCGUUCAGAAACUUUCGCUGAAUUGCAAGAGAUCAUUCACCCCUUCAUCGAUGGUGGAACUCGAAAUAUCUAGCCAAAAAACACGUAGUAUCCAGUCAACAGAUGAGAGGUCAUAUCUACUGCCUAAACCAGACAUCGAAAGAGGUCCUUAA
Pocillopora meandrina is the source of this 2492-nucleotide messenger RNA. The record is from the annotation of a GenBank genome assembly. Lineage: Eukaryota; Metazoa; Cnidaria; Anthozoa; Scleractinia; Pocilloporidae.